AUGACCAAGAGGCAGAUGGGAAGAAACCACAACAUUGUAUUCGCAAAAUAUAACAGGAGUGAAGGCAGAGACCCAAGCGAGAAAGAAAUUUUCAGAAAGAAAUCCGUGCAGGAGGUUGAUUCUAAAUCUAAACGAGGAAGAAGGGGAGGAAUAAAUCAAAAAAGCUGCUUCUUUUCCCCCGGAGACAAACUCUUGCCUUUGUCUGUCAUAUCCUUCUCCACCUGCUUCAGCAUUUCCCAGCGCUUGAUAAUUCUGGCCUGGUGCUCGGAGAUAGACACGAGAUUAGUGUCGUUUGAGGCGAGUCGACUGUCUAUUGUAGCAUGGUAUGAUAGCUUUGCUCGAAAGAGGGCCAUGUCGGAUUCAUCAUAUAUAAGGCCUUGGGGUUCGGGAAGGGCUGCCUUGUGGGAAGAUUUGGAAGGCAUUUUCGGUAUGUGUAUAGCUGAGAGCAACUUCGAAGUCUAG
Aspergillus puulaauensis is the source of this 462-nucleotide messenger RNA. RefSeq lists its product as uncharacterized. The record is from RefSeq and is a predicted model, not a curated record. NCBI's taxonomy places the organism in Eukaryota, Fungi, Ascomycota, Eurotiomycetes, Eurotiales, Aspergillaceae. The transcript is spliced from 2 exons. Bases 1 to 462 code for a protein of 153 amino acids.